Messenger RNA from Pneumocystis carinii B80, 225 nucleotides. RefSeq lists its product as hypothetical. Gene Ontology annotation, biological process: electron transport chain. Gene Ontology annotation, cellular component: mitochondrion. Lineage: Eukaryota; Fungi; Ascomycota; Pneumocystomycetes; Pneumocystales; Pneumocystaceae. The record is from RefSeq and is a predicted model, not a curated record. The transcript has a single exon. The coding region runs from base 1 to 225 and encodes 74 amino acids.
AUGAUCCCUGGAGAAAAAGGUUUUGAUGGUCUCUUUUUUUGUGUAAAAAUUGCUGAUAAAACUAUAAGAGAAGCAUGGAGAUCACAAUAUCCUUUUACAACUGUUAUGAAAAUAAAUAAGAUAUUUCCUGGACUAGGACUUGGCAUUGGUGUUUUUAUUAUUUAUUGUUGUGUUGAAAAAUUUUUUGAAAAAAAAAGUAUUUUAGAAAAAAAAACCAAUAUUUGA